Vanderwaltozyma polyspora DSM 70294 is the source of this 1545-nucleotide messenger RNA. It is a transcript of the gene AFG1, whose product is annotated as Afg1p. The transcript has a single exon. The record is from RefSeq and is a predicted model, not a curated record. Gene Ontology annotation, biological process: protein quality control for misfolded or incompletely synthesized proteins. Gene Ontology annotation, cellular component: mitochondrion; cytoplasm. Gene Ontology annotation, molecular function: ATP hydrolysis activity; ATP binding. The coding region runs from base 1 to 1545 and encodes 514 amino acids. NCBI's taxonomy places the organism in Eukaryota, Fungi, Ascomycota, Saccharomycetes, Saccharomycetales, Saccharomycetaceae.
AUGAACUUUAUGCUGAAUUCAACGACUAAAAGAACACUAUUCGGAAUAUGUAAGAUAUCUCGAAAUAGCAGGUACAAAUACAGUAGUAUAUUGAUCAGGUUCAACCAUACAUCAGGAACAAGUGAUGCAGAGAGAACGCCAAUUGAAGAGUAUGAUCGACUGGUGAAAUUAAACAAAUUGAGAGACGACCAAUACCAGAGAGGCGUUAUAAAGACUUUAGGAACUCUUUACGAUGCAUUAAAAACUUACAAGCCACCUGAAGUUAAAACACCUUCUGCAUUAGAUCAAGUAGGUUGGAAAGCAAACAUCUUUCAAAAAUUCAAAUCUAUCUACCCAACGAAGAAAGAAUCAAUAACAGAUAUAGGACAGGAUAUACCUAAAGGUAUAUACUUAUACGGUGAUGUUGGUUGUGGGAAGACUAUGUUGAUGGAUCUUUUCUAUUCUACAGUUCCUUCACAUUUGAGUAAAAAGAGAAUUCAUUUUCAUCAAUUCAUGCAAGAUGUCCAUAAAAGAUCUCAUGAAAUUAUAAAAGAGCAGAAUCUUGAUGAUCUGGGUAGAGAAAAGGGUGUUGAAAUUGAUCCUAUCCCAUUCUUAGCUGCAGAAAUUUCAAAUACUGCAAGACUUUUGUGUUUUGAUGAAUUUCAAGUAACCGAUGUUGCCGAUGCAAUGAUUUUAAGAAGGUUGUUGACUCUUUUGCUAUCAUCCAACCAUGGUGUUGUAUUGUUUGCUACUUCAAACAGACAUCCAGAUGAGCUAUAUAUCAAUGGUGUUCAGAGACAAACUUUCAUCCCUUGCAUUGAACUUAUCAAAUCAAGAACAGCCGUGACACAUUUAAAUUCACCAACUGAUUAUCGUAAAAUUCCACGCCCUGUAUCAUCGGUAUACUAUUAUCCAGAGAAAGGAUUACAGUAUGACUCUCGUGAAUGUGCUUUAUUCAGACAAAACCAUGUAAAGGAGUGGUAUGAUUAUUUUUCACAAAUUCACAUCGACAAGAAUCUUGAUAACCAUAAAGUCGUUGAUGAGAUUGUUUACAAUUACAAAUUAACAACGUGGGGUAGAGAAAUAAAUGUUCCUAAAUGUACUGUUUCCAGAGUAGCUCAAUUCACAUUUAAAGAAUUAUGUGGCCAACCACUAGCCGCUGGUGAUUAUUUGACGCUGGCAAAUAAUUUUAAAGCAUUUAUAAUAACUGACAUCCCAUUUCUUUCGGUUUACGUUCGUGAUGAAGUUAGAAGAUUUAUCACAUUUUUAGAUGCAGUUUAUGAUAACGGUGGAAAGAUUGCUACCACAGCAGCAGAUAAAUUUUCAAAUUUGUUUGUUGACCCUUCGGAAUUAUUAAAUGACUUUGAAUUGAAACCAAUUGAGAAAGAAACAGAUACCAAAGAAGAGGAAUUACUAGAGAAUGAUGAAUUAGUAACUAAACAUGGGUUUACAAAAGAAAUAGCGAAAGGUGCUCAAUUGUUUGCAUUAGAUGAAGAAAAGUUCGCUUUUGCAAGAGCUCUAAGUAGAUUAUCUCAAAUGAGUUCAACAGAAUGGGUUAGCAAAUAA